AAUGCGAGCAAACCGCUACCGAGUAGCUGUAAAACAAAAGAUCAGACUGGAAAGAAUGGAGCAGUAAAGGAACAAUCAAAGAGCAAUCAAAAACCUGCUCCAGCUAGCGUCUCGAGUAGCUCCAGCUCAGAUAGUUCCGAAAGUGAAGAUGAUGUGCGGGUGGUCAAAACAGUUUUGGGCUCUUCGACACGUUCUCCCCUUAUGAGGCCCAACACAGCACCAGCCGUUAGCCAGAUCAUCUUGGAUGAUGAUGACGACGAUGAAGACGUCACUUUCGUCAAAGCCGGGAAGAAGACGCAGGAGAAGCAGCCACAAGUUAGAACCCUUGCUAUUUCUGGAGUAUCGAUACGAAGUGCGGGCGUUCGAGCCUCCCCCGCUGAAAUAGCCACACAGUCGGCUCCUCCUGUUCCAGCGAAAUCGAGAAGAUUGGCAAUAUCGGGAGUUGUGGUGCCUAUUGACAAGACGCCUCCAUCGUCGUUUGGAAAAACGUAA
This is a messenger RNA of Cooperia oncophora, 492 nucleotides long. Lineage: Eukaryota; Metazoa; Nematoda; Chromadorea; Rhabditida; Trichostrongylidae. The record is from the annotation of a GenBank genome assembly.